Messenger RNA from Suillus subaureus, 1301 nucleotides. RefSeq names its product NADP-dependent oxidoreductase domain-containing protein. Lineage: Eukaryota; Fungi; Basidiomycota; Agaricomycetes; Boletales; Suillaceae. Gene Ontology annotation, cellular component: cytosol. The record is from RefSeq and is a predicted model, not a curated record. The coding region runs from base 220 to 1164 and encodes 314 amino acids. Gene Ontology annotation, molecular function: aldose reductase (NADPH) activity. The transcript is spliced from 10 exons.
AUUUUGGACCAGUUUCCACUUCACGUAAGCAGGCGUCCCUGGUAAGUGUAACGUUGAACUUGAACCUUGAUCAAGCAUUGGUCUUCCCCGCUAUGCCAUAUGUAGCGCUCCGUAUUGGACCAGACUGCGUGGCAAUUGGACCGCCACGUUCGCACCCUUUCGUACCUCCCAACAACACACACGAUCCAUCUUCAAAUUGCUUGAAGUGAUCUUGAUUCAAUGAAAUCACUGCAGUUGAACAACGGGGUAACUAUGCCAUGCAUUGCACUCGGAUCAUGGGUAGGGACUGACCCCAAAGAGUUAGCACGAACGUCUCCUUGGCUGUUGACUGCGCUUGAAGCAGGGUACAGGCAUAUCGACACAGCAGCAUUGUACGGCACCGAGGGCGCUGUCGGUGAAGCCAUUAGGCAAUCUGGUAUACCUAGGAAAGACCUCUACAUCACCACAAAGCUUCCUUUCCAUCACACCAAACGCGUACGUGAGUCCCUAGACAAAAGCCUGAAACGCACCGGACUCGACUACUUUGAUCUGUAUCUCGUUCACUGGCCUCAAGUUGUGGUUUACAAAAAUAAUAACCCCAUCCCAUUGAACGCGGAUGGGUCGAUGAUGCUUGAUGAAACAUCUGAUUUUAAUGAUACCUGGAAGGAGAUGGAAAAAGUUCUUGCCAGCGGUAAAGUCAAAUCGAUUGGCGUCUGCAACUUCUCGAUAAAAACGUUGGAACGGCUUUUAAAGACGGCCAAAGUCACGCCCGCUGUUUUGCAAAUCGAAUUACAUCCAUAUCUGGCUCAGAAUGAGCUUUUGCAGUGGUGCAAGGAUAAAGGUAUAGCGGUUGUCGCCUACGCUGCCACUGGUUAUGCCGUUGUUCGCGAAGAUCCGAUCAUCGUGGCACUGGCAAAAAAGUACAACGUUACUCCAACACAGAUUAUCCUAUCAUGGCACAUCGGACGCGGGACAGGCCUCGUUGUGAAAAGUGAGAAUGUCAGCAGGCAAGAAGAGAAUUUGAAAGUGAUUGAGCUACAUGAAGAGGAUGCAAGACGGGUUGAUGCGUUGGACAAGAAUAGAAGGCUAUGUAUACUGCCUGAUAAGCAGGGAAAGGUGUUUGGGUGGACUUUCGAUCGCUUGGGAUGGCAAGAAAGAGUGCUUCAAACAGAAGCAAAACUUUGAGGUAGAUUUGGAAUUACGCUGGAAUGACUUGUGUUCCAUUUGAGCUGAUAGAUUUCAUUUGUCCCUGCUGUAAGUGCCAUAGUUGUUGUCUCCCGUUGGGUAGGCCCCGCGGACAAUCCCAAAAGCUGGUCCUGUGA